CAGGCGCCAUUUUAGUGCUGACAUGGUAGCACAGAAGUUGGAGCUAAAACGUCACAGCAUUUGGAUGAAGUAUCUUUACAUUGUAUCUGAAGCUGUACCAGUAGAUUUCAUCUGGAGAUAGCAUACUCUGUAUGCAGGAUCAUCUGCAUGCUGAAUUGGACUGCAUUACUGUUCUGUGAGAAUUUCAGCAACUUUUCACCUACUCGGUAAAAAGAAUGGCGGCCGGUGGUACAGCCGAGGUUCUAGGGAAGAUUGGCGAGCGUCAUCUAGAAUGCUCCAUCUGCUUCAACCGUUUCACGGAGCCCAAAUUUCUUGACUGCUUACACACGUUUUGCUUAAAAUGUCUCAAACACAUCAUGAACAGCAAAGAUCCAGAUGUUGUAAUAAUAAAAUGUCCAAUGUGCAGACGUGAAACCACACUGGAGAGUAGUGGUGUUGAAGAUUUGCCUACUAACUUCUCACUGAGUGCCUUAGUGGAGGAGUUUGCAGUUCAUGAACAGUUUUUAGAGGGUCAAGGUUCGGAGAUCAAAUGUCAAAGCUGUGAUGAGCAAAACCAAGCCACUACAUUUUGUGUGAACUGCUCUCAGUUUUUAUGUCAAGAUUGCCAUAAUGCACACGAGCGUCUGGGAAUAACAAAAUCCCACAAAACCUACACAAUGGCGCAGUUUCAAACCGGAGAGAUCAGCUACAAGAGCAGGCUAAGAGAAGAACCGAAGUGCGGCAAACACCCAGACAUGAAUCUCAACAUUUACUGCAACACCUGCGAGCAGUUGUUAUGCACAACUUGCUCGGUUCUGAAACAUCAAAAGCAUUCUUUUGAUGACCUGACGGACGCUUUUGAUAAAUGCAAGCAAGAGAUUGCAGAGCUAAAAGCAAAGGCCGAAGACAAGAAAACUGCGCUGAGCAAUGCCAAGAAAAACAUGGCCAAUUCACGGACACAACUGGAUUCCAUGUUUGAAGCCACCAACAAGAAGAUCUCCCAAAAGGCUGACAAGGAGGUUGCUAAGAUCAGGGAGACAGAGCAGAAACUCAAGCAUGAAGCAAAGGAGAUCUACCAAGACAAAAUCAAGACAUUUGAGACAACAGAAGACAACUAUGAUGCAGAACUGGCCAUAGCAGAGCAGACGCUGGAUAAGAUGAACCAACUCCUCGCUCAACAAAUCAAGACGGAGAUUUUACACCUCAAGCGAAAAUUCGUGCGCCACCUCAAAGAAAUGACUGAAAAACAUCCAGCAGUAGUCCCCGGCAACAUAUGCUUUAUUGACUUUCAAGAAUGUGACGAGGAUUCACUCGGGAGGUUACUUCUGAAAAACGAGUGGAAACUGGCGAGAGAAACGAAACUGGAUGAGUUAUACGACGUUUCCAGAAUUAACUCCGUGGCUGUUUUCUCCAACAACGAAAUAGUCGCAGUGGACAGUGCACACAAACAGCUGAUAACCUACUCACCACCAAGCGACCCCCAUUCUCCCUUCACCUCACAAAUGCCAGAGAUACCCGAUCUGAGAGACCCAGACCAAGUUGCUGUCAACCGAUGGGACCAGCUCAUCGUACUUGAUGGUCUCAUUGUCAAGACCUUCAGCAGAGAAUAUCAGCUUCUCCAUCAGUUCCAGCCGGGACUCGACUCCGACAGCAAACCAACGUGUCUGGCGGUAGACGACAACAGCGUCAUAGCUGUGGGUUAUGAAGCCGAGGGAGAGAUCAGCCUCCACAAGCCGGACGGAUGCCUCACUAAAAAAAUAUCAGCACCUGGGAUCGCGGAUCAACUGGUCAUCAGCAACAAGCAUUUAAUCUACACUGCCUGCUUGAAAGGGAAAAUGGUGUCCAUGGACUACAACGGUGACGUCAUUUUCAAGAUAGACACAGACAGCCCGAUGAGUCUGUGCUGUGAUAAACAAGGUGACAUUUACGUUGGUGAAGACUUGCAUUCCUUGCCCAGUGCGGCUAACAUCCACGUCUACAGUCCCAAUGGCAAACACAUGGACUGUCUGAUCAAGCAAUGUACCUAUCCACUUGGCAUGGCAUUCACACCUGCCGGUGAUCUCGUCUUAGGUGGAUGGGGCUCACUGCAAAUCUACCAACGAGAAUGAACAGUCAUACUUCAAAGAAGCUACUGCCCCAUAGAGACAGUUUGGCUUGGUUGUUAGAAAAAAACGAUCAGAUGGUCAAUUGUUUCACUGCUGGCCAAAUGUUGCGUCCUUACGAUACUUCAAUGACGAGAAGAGGUUUGGUUUUUGAAAUUAAUUCAAUCAUUUCUAUUAAAUGAUCUCAU
This is a messenger RNA of Patiria miniata (bat star), 2269 nucleotides long. Its product is annotated as E3 ubiquitin-protein ligase TRIM33-like. Gene Ontology annotation, cellular component: chromatin; nucleoplasm. Gene Ontology annotation, molecular function: ubiquitin-protein transferase activity; zinc ion binding. The record is from RefSeq and is a predicted model, not a curated record. The transcript is spliced from 2 exons. Bases 216 to 2087 code for a protein of 623 amino acids. NCBI's taxonomy places the organism in Eukaryota, Metazoa, Echinodermata, Asteroidea, Valvatida, Asterinidae. Gene Ontology annotation, biological process: positive regulation of DNA-templated transcription.